CACAAACACCUUGAGAACGUCAAGUCACGAACCGUUUUUACAGGAAACUAUUUCUAUGCGCACUACAGACUCAGUCCUUUCGAAGUGCUCUCAAUUUUUAACCAAUGGCAUCUGCAUCGAGGGACGAGCAGGAUUUUUGUGAAGGCAUGGAGACGAUGUAUGGCCAAAAAAUCCCGUUCGAUUCAGAUGUAAAAUAUGUCAUAGACGAAGGGAUUAAGGAGUCAAGACGCAUGAACCCCGAGAAAAGAGCACAAGUAAUUGAAACUGCAGGAUAUUUAGCUUACGACAUAAUGGUUGUCGAGAGCCUAGGAGAUCAUGCAGAUGCCGAGGUAGCCAAGGGAGCGAAACAGGCUGCUGAAAGUUGCAUAAAAAAACGUUUAAAGGAGAUGAAAUAUCCAACCGUUGAGGAAACUGUACAUAAACCACUUUCGCAAAAAGAAGCUUUUGAUCAAGAAGCUUUUGGAUAUGCAAAAUUGCUCAGUGAAGCGAUGGAGGCCGCUGAAAAGUACAAAGGGUAUAAUAAUGAUGAGGGAAAACCAUCAGCCAACGAAGAACCCUUACAAAUGCUGCCGAAAGAAACUUCUAGGCAGGGGGCUUGUGAAUCUAACCCGUCAGUCAAAGAGGGCGGAGUCGUAGAAAUGAGAAAAGAAAGCAAGACAAGAAAAAGAAGACAAAAUGAAAACGAGGAGAGAGAGGGCCAACGAUAUCAAUAUGUCGUUAAUCCUUUCGCUCCCGAGAUCUCAUCGGUAAUUCUCCUCACAAUUCUUACGAUGUUAGUUUGGAGAAUUUGGUAUUGGAUCAUCUUGUAGUCCCCUGGUUGAGUUUUCUUCUUCAUUCUCCUGACUUGUCUGCUUGAUAUUGCAUCGACACUGUAUGGAGAAAUUCUCCCUUGGUCAAUGAUGGGAGUUAAAGGGUUAAACGACAGUGUUCUAUCUAUUGUAGGUAUAUUUGUUCCGAUAAAUAUACAGAUGCACGCGCUCUGAUUGGUCGAAGAUUGCUUCAUAUCUCGCCAUAAUCACCUUGCGCGAGGUGAUUAUGGCGAGGUAAUCACGACAGGAGCGCUAAUUUUUUGUACAAUUGAAAUGGCUGCCUCUUGUUUAGUCAGUGUUUAUGAGGAACUGAUGAAAAGGAAACUUAAUUCCGAAGAGCACAAAAGAUGUUAAUAAGUUUGGAGUACCCAUCAUUCAAUUGAAAGAUAUCAAGUAUUUGCUGAUUAAAUAUAAAAAAAACCUCUUAAGUCUCGUGGAAACAACCUCUUUAUGAGAGUAAUCAAA
Pocillopora verrucosa is the source of this 1274-nucleotide messenger RNA. NCBI's taxonomy places the organism in Eukaryota, Metazoa, Cnidaria, Anthozoa, Scleractinia, Pocilloporidae. The record is from RefSeq and is a predicted model, not a curated record.